UUUCUCGUCCUGUUGACUUGUUUAGUGUGAGUUGGCGUGGCGGCAUCAGGGAGAGGCCCGGAGUGAGCCAGCGAGAGAGAGAGUGAGAGAGCGGACCAGCACCUUGACACAGUGUGAUACAAACAAAGAACUGCAGAGGCCAUGGCCACUGACACCCAGGGGUCGGCAGUUGAAGACCAUGCUCUGGGCCAGGCUGCAAAGGCUGACUCUCUAGCUGAGCGGGAGGAGGAGCUGCACAAAGCCCGUCUGAGCGCCAAGGCCAAGAGGAAGCUGCGGAAGAGCUCGUCGCGUGAUUCUGGGUCUGGCCGCGAGUCGUUUUCCGAGAGUGGGGAUGGAGGCUGCAGCAAAGGCAAGAUGGGGGACAAGAAAUCCCGAUCUGGAAAGGGUCGAGGCCUUCCAAAGAAAGGGGGAGCUGGAGGCAAAGGUGUGUGGGGUGCCGCAGCCCAGGUGUAUGAUGUGGAGCAGCCGGACAUUCACGACCCCAACUAUGAUGAUGAUAAGCAGGGUGAAACUGUGUUCCAGACAGUUGUUCCUGAGCUGGAUGACAGCGAGUUUGAAAAAGCAGUGACCCCCAUUAUUCAGGAGUACUUUCAACACGGCGAUACCAAAGAGGUUGCUACUCUGCUGAAGCAGAUGAACCUCGGCAGCAAGAAGAGCAAGCUGCCAUUCCUGUCGGUGAGCAUGUCACUGGAGGGCAAGGCCAGCCACCGCGAGCUCACCUCCCGGCUCCUGGCCGACCUGAGUGGGAAGCAGCUGCUGACCGAGGACGUGGCUGGAGCCUUCGACAAGCUGCUGCGUGACCUGCCCGACCUCAUCCUCGACACACCCGAGGCACCUCAGAUGGUGGGCCAGUUUGUAGCCCGCGCCAUGGCGGACCACGUCCUCUCUGCCGAAUUCCUGGAUAGCUACAAGGGGAAGGUGGACUGUGAGCAGACCCGCCAAGCGCUGGACAAAGCCACGGUGUUGUUGAGCAUGAACAGAGGGAUGCGUCUGGACAACGUGUGGGGAGUUGGCGGAGGCCUGCGCCCCGUGAAGCAACUGGUCAAGGAGAUGAACCUCCUGCUGAAGGAAUACCUGCUGUCCACGGACACUGCUGAAGCUGAGCUCUGCCUGCAGAACCUGGAGGUGCCCCACUUCCAUCAUGAGCUGGUCUAUGAGGCUGUGGUGAUGGCCCUCGAAUCGACCAGUGGCAACGCCUCCAAUUUGAUUGUGAAACUCCUGAAGAGCUUGUGGGAAUCUGGCUUUGUAACUCUCGAUCAGAUGAACCGGGGAUUCAAGCGGGUCUUCGAAGCCAUGCCUGAGAUCAGCUUGGACGUGCCAAACUCUUACAGCACGCUGAGGGGCUUUGUGGAGCUUUGCCAUCAACAAGGUGUCAUCACCAAAGCACUCCAGGAGCAGUGCCCUACACGUGACGAUGGGAGCUCUGUGGACGAUGGCACCAAGAACUGCAUUACUGAAGCAGCUCAGUGAGAGGCCUGGCGGUCAGAUGGAACGUGAUGCGGCAGUGGGAGGCCUGAGCAAGGGUGGUGUUUGGAUCUGCAGAAUGAAGGGGUCUGAGGGUGCAUCAGGCGGGGAAGCAAUCCUGUCAGAGUUCCAUUAAUUGGUCUGCCUGCUGCCAUGAUAAAAAAAAAAUGCAAACCCUACGCUAUAAAUGUGCUUUUGAACUCCCUUCUCAUAAGCAUGGUAUCCCCUGCUCCAUUUUGAUCUUGGAUCUUGUGGACUUAGUGCUGGAGGGUUUAUUUUAGAGCUCGGGACAAUGGAUUGUGGAACUUUGAAAUGCUUCCUGUUAAAAUGGAACUUUUAAGGAAUGAUUUGGUUGGGAGUGGGUUUACUCUGUGUGUUCUCACACCGCAGUGAAGAAUAAUCAACCGUAAAUCCAAUCUGUAACAUUCAGAGUCUCUGUGGCCUCUUGAAAAUAAAACAGUUUGCUUGAU
This is a messenger RNA of Leucoraja erinaceus (little skate), 1934 nucleotides long. Its product is annotated as programmed cell death protein 4-like. Gene Ontology annotation, cellular component: cytosol; nucleus. The coding region runs from base 142 to 1470 and encodes 442 amino acids. The record is from RefSeq and is a predicted model, not a curated record. The transcript is spliced from 11 exons. Gene Ontology annotation, biological process: negative regulation of DNA-templated transcription. NCBI's taxonomy places the organism in Eukaryota, Metazoa, Chordata, Chondrichthyes, Rajiformes, Rajidae.